Molecule: messenger RNA, 5196 nt
Organism: Plasmodium gallinaceum
Lineage: Eukaryota; Apicomplexa; Aconoidasida; Haemosporida; Plasmodiidae
Product: bromodomain protein, putative
Exons: 2
Coding region: 1-5196 (1731 amino acids)
Cellular component (GO): NuA4 histone acetyltransferase complex
Molecular function (GO): protein binding
Source: RefSeq, a predicted model, not a curated record
AUGGAAACAAGAAGAAAAUUUAGAGAAAAGAUAACAAAGCUUAAAGAUUUAGAAGAAAAUAAAAUAAAUGAAAAAAAUGAUGAAAUAAAAACAAAUAAGGAAAGUUUAAAUGAAAAUAUAAAUGAAUUAGGCAUUACUGAAAAAACAAAUAAAAAUAAAGAUGAUAAUAAAGAAGAAAAACAUUUAAAAAUAUGUGAAAAUAUAACAAAUAAUGAAAAAAUUGAAAACUAUGAAAAACCGAAAAAUGAAGAAAAAAAUAAAAGUUUUGUAAAAAAUAAAAUUGAUGACAAAAUAAAUUAUUCAAGUAACAUUAUAAAAGAUAAUAAAACCAGUAGCAAUUAUGAUAAAAAUAAAAAAAACAGUAAACCGAGUAUCUCUAAUGAAAAUGAAUCACUUGAACAUUCAGAACUAUUAAAAAAAAGCAAACCAAGAGAAAAAGAUGAUAUAAAAUCAAAAAAGCGAAAUAAUCAAUUAAAAAAAUCACAUGAGUGUAUAAAUAUAGAUAUUAAUAUUAAAGAGCAGGGAAAAAAUGAUGAACAUAAUACGAAAAUAAAUGAAAAUAAAAUGAAAAUAGAUUUGAUUGAGAGAAAUAAUUCAAAUAAUGAUAAUGAGCAUAUAUAUUAUUCUCAUAAUACUUGUAUCGACAGAUAUUAUCAUGAUGAAAUAAAGAAUAAAAGUAUUGAAGAAAACGAAGAAAUAGAUGAAAAGAAAAAAAAAGAAAAAGAAAAAGAAAAAGAAGACAUUAAUAGUAUAAAUAAAAAAAAAAAUGAAAUAGAAAUUUCUAAAAGUAAAAAAAAAAAAGAUACAGAAAUAAGUGCAAAUGGAAAUAUAUACAAAAAGAAUAUUUUAGAAAAUUCUACUGAAGGAAAAAAUUCACAUAGUAAAACAAAAAAAAAAAGUAUUGAUAAUAAUAAAAAUGAAAGUUUGAAUAUAAUAAAUAAUAUAGAGUUCACUGAUAGCAAAAAAGAAUCAAAUAAACUUCUUAAAAUAGAAAAAGAAGAAGAAAUUGAAAAUUUAGAUGAAAAAAAAGAUAUAGAAGAAUUACUAAAAAAUAAAGAAAUUAACGAUUACACACAAAAAAUUAAUGAAACAGAUAAUUUAAACAAAAGAAAAGAUAAAUCAAGCGAGUUAGAAAACAAAGAAGAAGUAAUUAACUUAAUCAAAGAUGAAAAGACUAAUUUAAAAAAAAAUGAUGAAAUACAACAUUUAACUCAUAAAGGGGAUGAUUGUAAUGAAAUCGAAAAUGAUGAAACUAUAAUUGUCAAAAGGGACAAAUUAUUAUUUGAUACAAUUAUCAACGACAAACAUGAAAAUGAGAUAAAUAGUAGUAUACAUGUUAGUGAAAAUACAAAUUUAGAAGAAUUUAACAAAAAAAGCAAAUUAAAAAAUAAUCAUAAUGAAAAAAACACUUUAACAAAGGAAAUCACAGAAGAAAAUAAAGGAUAUGAAUCUUUUUUAAAUAGAAGCAUUAAAAGAAGAUUAUCACAAAUAUUAGAUAAUAUGAAAAAAAAACAAAUUUUUCAAAUGUUUAAUAACCCAGAUGAUUAUGGUAAUAUAUGCUUUGAUAGCAAAGAAGAAGAAAAAAUAAACACUGAAAAUGAAAAAAAUAAUAAAGAUCAAAAUAGUGAAAAUGAGGAUAUUAUAGAAUUAAAAAGUAACAAUUUUUUACAGUGUAUAAAUCUAGAUAUAAUAUAUAACAAAUUACACUAUAAUUUUUAUAAAAAUGAAAAUGAAUUUAAUGAUGAUAUGUUUUCAAUUUUUAAUAAUAUCAAGAGAAUUAUUGAAGUUACUGAUGAUAAGGAAGAACAAAUGAACCUUUUUAUUUUAAGAAAUGAUGCAUUAAAAAAUUAUGAAAAUGAAUUUUAUAAGAUGCUAAUUUCUAUACGUGGAACAAAAGACGCUAAAAAAUUUAUUACUUCUCAGAAGCAUUACAAUAAUGAAGAAGAAAAAUAUUUUUCUAAAAUUUUAGUAAAUGUAAAUAAAGAUGAAAAAAAAGAAAAUAAAAAUAAAAAUAACAAAGAUGAGAAACUUGUAAAAAAUAGCAAAACUAAACAAAACAUUUCAACAAGAAAAAAGGAAAGUGAAGUGAAAAAGGUAAUAAAGAAAGAAGUAAAUAAAAAUGAGAAAUCACUUCCUCUCAAAAAAAGUAAUUCUUCAAAUGUUGCAAAAAUAACGAAUUGUGAAGAAAAUGUUAAAGAUAUGAAUUUAUCAUUAAAUAUAAACUCAAACUUGUCCAAUAUUGAUAAUAACGAAAUUAAAAAGGAAAAUUUGAAUGAUAUAAAUUAUAAUGAAAUGAAUUAUGAAAUGAAUAAUAAUUUAUCAUGUGAAGAAACAAACAAUAUUAAUAAAAAAGUUAAUGAAGAAAAUGAUGAAAUACUUAAAGAUGACAUAAAUAAUAAAAGAAAGGAAAACACAAAAAUUACGAAAAAUGUAGUUAAAGAAAAAGAAAAAAAGAAUAAAAAAACAGAUACAAUUAAGAAUGAAUUGAGUAAAUCAAAAGAGGUAGAUAUUAUUGAAAAUAAAAAUUCUGAAAAAAAUGAAAAAAUAAUAGAAAAAAAAGAUGAAAAAAUAAUAGAAAAAAAAAAUGAAAAAAUAAUAGAAAAAAAAGAUGAAAAAAUAAUAGAAAAAAAACAUGAAAAAAUAUUAGAAAAAAAAGAUGAAAAUUUAAAGGAAGAAAAAAAAGACAAUUUAUGUAAUGAUAAAACAGGAAAAAAUGAAAUCAAAAGGAUAUUAAAUCAAUGGGAAAAAAUAUUAAGAGAUAAUAUAUUAAAACUUUUAAAGAAUGAUUCUAAUUCUUUUUAUUUUAAAAUUCCAGUUUUAGAAGAUAAAAGUAUUAGUGAUAAUAUAAAAGAAGAAUAUAAAAUGAAAAUAAAAAAGCCAAUGGAUUAUACAACUAUUUCAAAAAAUUUAUCAGAUGGUUUUUAUAAAAGACCCAUUGAUUUUUAUUUAGACAUGAAAUUAAUUUAUAAAAAUUGUCUCGAUUUUAAUCCAGGAAUCUCAGAAAAUCAAUAUAUAAUAGAUGCAGCAAAAAGUAGUGAUGAAAAAUUUGAUAAUUUAUGGAAUAAAUGGAAAGAAAAAAUAUUUAAUAAUUACUGUGAUUUGAAUAAUAAUAUUUUUAAUUUAUCCUAUUAUUUAGAAUUUUUUAAAAAAAUUACAAAAAAAAAAAAAAAAUAUAGCACUAUUUAUGCAAUGUGGGUAGAUUAUCUUAUUAGUAAUAAAAUUGAAUUGAAUGAUUUUUGUAAAUUAAGAAAUUUCAAGAUAGAAGAAUUAAAUGAAAAAUGUAAAUCAAAAAUAGAUUUAAAUGAUAUUAACUUAAAAGAUUAUAAAAAAUUAAAUAAAAACAAUUUGUUGUUUUAUAUAUUUAAAGAAGAAUAUCAGAACAUUUUAAAUUUAAAAAAAGAAGAAAAAAUUACAAAAAAUUUUGAUGAAGAAGAAAUUACAAAGAAAAAAGAUGGUGAAGUAAGUCAUGAAGGAAAUAGUAAAAUUAAAAUUAUUUUAAGAGAUUCAAAAAUAGGACAAAAUUAUGGAGAUAAAUUAAAAGAAAAACAAGAUAGUCUUUUAACGAAUAUUCUUAAAGAAAAAAAAAAAAAAAAAAAAAAAAAAAAUGUCAUUUUUUUUGAAGAAAAUGUUUUUGAUAAUUAUUUAGAUAAUAAAAAAAGUUGUAUGAUAAAAUAUGAUAAAAAUGUAUUUAUAACUGAUUGUUUUUACUACAAAAAUAUUUUCAAAAACUUAGAUGAACUUAUUGACGAAAAUUUAAAAAAAGAAAAUGAAAGUGAUAUAUUAAAAGUUGAACCCUCAGAUAAUGAUUCGCAUAUUGAAGAAAAUCAUUCUCAUAAAGAAACACCACUAACUGUUUUAAAUGGUAAAAAUGAAAAAAUAGAAGGAGAAAUUACAAAUGAAAAUGUACUUCUUACAAAAAAUAAUAAUAAAUUAAAUGAACUUGAUAGUAAUAAUAAAAAUAACUAUCCAAAUGAAAAACCUGAAGAAAAAAAUUGUAAUAUAAAUUCUUAUAAAUGUAAUGAAAUACAUGAAAAUGAUAAAAUAUCAUUGAAUACACAACCAUCUGUGAAAAAUGAUAAAAAACUUUUUCUAAAAGAUAAAAAGAUUUAUUUAAAUAUAAAAAAAAAAGAGAUAAAUAAAAUUAUAUGUAAAGAAUUUCAGGAUGAUUAUGAAGAAAGCAUAAGUGAUCAUAAUUCUUCUCAUGAAAAAAUAAUACUGAAAGAAGAUUCAUUAAAUGAUUUAGAAAAUGUAAAUAUGAAACAAAAUAAUGUUUUUAAUAUAAAAGAUCAAGAAAUAAGUAAUAAUUAUAUAAAUAAUAUCAACAACAAUAGUUACAAUGACAAUCAUAAUUUAAACAACAAUGUGAGUACAGAAUUAAAUGAAUAUGAAAAUUUAAUUUAUAAAGAAGAAAAAACACAAUCAGGUAAAAAAAGAAAUAUUUACGAAAAAAAUCCAGAUGAUAUCUCGAAUAUUGUUAAAAAGUAUAAAGGAUAUUCAGAAACAAAAAAAUUUGAUUUAAAUAGCCUUAAUCAUGCAGAAAAAAAAGAUAAUAAUAAAAAAGCUCACAACCUUUUAAAUAAUAAUGAUGAUGAUGUGCUAUUUAAUUUAAGUAACAAAAAUUUUUUUAAUUUCCACAUAUUAUUUGAAAAAAAUAAAAAAUUAAAAGAAGAAUUUUUUUUAAAAAACCAAAUAAUAGAAAAAACGUUACUUUUAAAUUUGAAAAUGGAAUAUAGUAAAUUUAUAGAUACUUCAUUUUUCCCUGUGAGUAAUACAUGCUUUUAUAAUCAUUACUUUGAUGAUAAUUUUUUUUUCUUUAUUAGAUCUAGUUUUAAGUUAGAUUUAUUUAUAAAAAUUCAAAGAAAGAAUAUUUUUUUAUCUGAAGAAAAAUAUUUUGAAUUUUUAAAAAUCCAUUUGAUGAAUAAGUGUAAACAAAAUAAUGAUAUAAAAUUUUACUUAAGUAAUUACACUUCAAAUGAUGAUGAUACAUUAAUUCAAAUUUUAGAAAAAUGUUUUAAAAAUUUAAAUUCAGAAUAUGAUACGUCAAAUUCAUUAUUAUUAUAUGAUGCUAUAAAUGAAAUUUCAUUUUUAUUAUCCCAAAUUAGAAUAUACAUUAAGGAAAUAGAUAUUUUGUUAAGAUUAGAUAUAGAUAAGAAAACAAACAUCACUACCAUUAGUAUUUUAAAGAAAAAGUUAUAA